CUGCACCACGCAUAUAUCUGUGACGAGGGCCGAUUGUUCUGGACUGGACUUAUCUUUGCUGAUUGUAUCUGUCGACGGACUUGCUUUUGAGGUCUCUGCUGCACUUUAAUCCUCUUCGACAGAGCAGGACGAAAAAGAGCUUCAGCUUUCUUGACUCAACAUGGCAACCACAACUGCGGAUGCUCGUGAAAGACAUAGAAUCAGCAACAUUUUCGCGACUGGACGACCCACCAAUGUCCCCGUGAAACGCAUCUUCGCACCUGGAAAGAGAAUGCAAGCAGCACCGACUUCCGCUGUCUCUCCUGUACAGGAGCCCAACACGACCCAAGACUCGCUCUUCGACGGCUCCCUUCCUAGCUCCUGGACCUUCUCUCAAGAUACGCAAACCGUCAGUCGUGAAGCAUAUGAAGAGAACCAACGCCUUCGUGCCGAGGAGAAAGCAGAGCAAGAAAGAGAACUUGAACCCUCUCCCUCUCCCGCUCCACCGCCACCACCACCACCACAACCCAAACCCUUACCAUCAUCGCGAAGAUCCCAUCAAAACCCUUCGUCCACUCUAUCCCAACAGUACAUGCAACGAGCACUGAAAAGCAACGAAAAACGCGACCUUCAAGAUCCAGAUUAUCAAGAACAAGACGACAUCACGACCCCAAAACGACAAUACGUAACUCGUUCACGAACUUCUGCGAAUGCAAAUGUCUCUUUUAACGACGAGCACGAGCAUCGUCAUACCCCGCCAUCACCAUCAUCACGCAUGGAAGAAGAAGAAGAAAGCAUAGACGAAGAUUCGAGUUCCGGACCCGAUGAAAUCCCAGCAAUCUAUCAAGACGUUCCAACUUCUUCGGCACAACGACGCGUGGUGGUGGUGAAAAGCAAACCACCUAGAAAAUCUCCCCCUUCGAAGAAAAGUAACGAUGAGCGUCGUCGGACGAAGAAACAAACCUCAAGACUUUCUCCCGUUCCUCAACGCCCCACACAGACCGAAGAGGAAAAUUUCCUGGGUUUGGGAAUGGAAAUCGAUUAUUAUCAUCAAAGUCCAGAUUCGGAUUCGGAGCGAAGGUUCACAACAACAACCCCACGACGAGUUCCUCAAACAACAAUACCUUCACACACGACUCGACCAGACGUGAGUUCACGCUCGGACGAAGAAUUAGUCCGAGAUUUACGAGCUGCGAGGGCAGGACUGGAGCGCGCGGAGGCAAGGACGAGGAAAGCGAUGGCUGCGGAACGGGAGGCGUUGGAUCGGAAAGAGAAGAUUUGGGCGGAGAUGGAGAAGAGGUUUGCUUGUGCUAGUCCGAAGAGGGGGAUGAUGUAGGGGGCUUUCAAUUGUGGCUGUAAAGAAGAGGCGAUUUGCUGGAAGAAUUUGAACGCUCCCUUUCUUUCUAAUAGCUAGCUAGGGGUUUUAUGGGGAGUUAUCGUCGUCGUCGCCGAAAAGCGAGGCGAACUUGUCCUCGAUAGUGGAUGGUAGGAUCUCGAACUCGGGCUCAUUAGCAUCGCCGCCG
This is a messenger RNA of Pseudocercospora fijiensis CIRAD86, 1502 nucleotides long. RefSeq lists its product as uncharacterized. The transcript has a single exon. The record is from RefSeq and is a predicted model, not a curated record. Bases 161 to 1315 code for a protein of 384 amino acids. NCBI's taxonomy places the organism in Eukaryota, Fungi, Ascomycota, Dothideomycetes, Mycosphaerellales, Mycosphaerellaceae.